AUGGGAAUGGUGGUAGUGGUGAUGGUCUUACCAACUUUGAAAAAGUUGAUUGAGGAGGCUAUAGGUAAAGCUUAUGACUCUCUAAACAAGCAAUACCCUCUCGCUAAUGCUUCUUCUAAUGUCGCCUCGUCUGGCGCCUCGGCUCCUUUGCCUGCUAAGCCUACUGUGUCUGCCAACUCGUCCCUUAGUGAGAAAAUUAAAAAUGAAAUUGAACGUGUUAACAACAUUAAAAAGUCUCUUGAAACUAAGCAAACUAGCCAAAAUAAUCCUCUAACUGAAGAAGAUUCCAAGCGUUUAUCUGACUGUCAGUCCAAGUUGUCUGCUUUGCAGACUGUGCAUAAGCUUGCUGAAUUUGCUGAAUCACUUAAUAAAACUAGUGAAAAUAAUAAUAUUUUAACACAUUUGUGUACUGGCCUCGAGACUUUCCUCGGCUUCAACUCUGCUUCCAAAGGCUACGAUGGCAGUGGCAUUGUGUACUCUGACCUGGACAGGCUGUGUGACGGGGUGAUGGGAUUUUUGUAUCAGGUGCUUAAGGAUGUCAGCGAGAAACAGCCUUACAGUGUGGGUAAAAAUGACUUAAAACAGUUUGUUGAGAGUGAAUUAAAGCCUAAAUUAUGCACCGGGCGUAAGGGUUUUAGUGUCAUUGCGCAGGUGGCGCAGAGGGUGCGGGAGUAUAAUGAGAGUGUUAGAAAGGGGAACGAUGAUAUGCAAAGCGUUGUAACUAAAAUGCGAAAUCACGUUGAAACUGAAUUAACAAAAAAGUUGAACGCCAUAAAUGAAAAUAAUCUCACUCAUGACCCUUUACUUUCCAAGGCCGUGGAGUCAGCCCAGGCCCUGGCCAAGGAGUACGGUCAAAAAGGUGAAGACUUUAACAACGGUUUCAAUAACAUAACAAGAGACGAAUUCAGUAGACGUUCCAAAGUUGAACUCAAAGAACAAUUUAAGGACUUAAACUCUGACUUGAGAUCAAAAAUCAACAACGCCAGGGACAACGUGUCGCAUGAAGCCAAUAGGCUUACAACGUUGUCGGCCACGCAGAAAAGAAAUUUGGAGGAGACGAUUGAAUUGAUAAAACAGACGUGCACAUCGCUUAAGAAGUGCGUGAAUGAUAAGAUCAACAAAGACGUUACUGAACUAAUGAACAAUGUGGAGAAGAGGGUUGCAGAAAUUUUGAAGGUGCUCAAAGAGAUUGAAAGUAAGAUAAGAGAGUAUAUUGACGAUUUGGCAAAGUGGAUUAACCAUGCGGACAUAGACGUGGGAAAGGCAAUGAAGGAUAUGAAAGGAAUUAUUGAUAAAAGUAUCGGCUGGCAAAAUCAGGAUGAAAUCAGCGGCAAGGCAAAAGACUUGAGCAAAAAGGCUACUGAUCUUUACUGGAAAUUUGAGGGUGCAAAACGGUCAGUUGAGGAGGGAGUUGAUAAGGCCAAAACGGAAAAAGUUAACGAGUUGACCAAGUGGAAAGCAGCGGGCGACGCAGCUGUUAAGCAGGCGAAGGAGAAGUGUGAGAAGGUGGUUAAAAAGUUGAAUGGAAGAGAUAAAGGUGCAAGUGCGGAGGGGGGAAGACAAAAAGUGACCGACUCGGCGCAGAUAUUGCAACAAAAAGCGGACGAAUUACGAAAGAAGGCGUUAGAUGCUAAACAGAAAGUUACUACAUUGGUCAGGGAGGCAUUGACGGCAGUGAAAACGAUGGACGAUGCGCUGAAGAAGAAUCUACUCCCCGCGGCGAUCAAAAAGAUUGAAAACGAUCUGAACAAAAAUGCAGAUUAUUUGAAAAAUGUUGACAACGAUGGAAAUGGCGAUCAAAACUUCCACAACACAACCUUCUCCACCCUGCGCUCCACCGUCGACACCAAUCUCGACAAAUUCACUGAAGCCGUUGAGAAGCUUGUUAAAAAGGAUGAGGUGAAUUCUACCGUCAAUGGUUACCUGGAGGAUAUUGAAAGGAUGCUAUCAAACACCGAAACGGUCAACCUCACCGCCGCUGAAAUGACUGAUCACACCUCCGUCAAAGGCUUCGUGACGAUCAAAGGCGAAAUCGACGCCGCGCUCGAAGGAAUUAAAGCUAAGGCUAAUUCGGAUUUCGACGCUGAAAAAACAGCUACACAAAAUGCACAAAUAUUUACAACUUUGUCCGCCGAAAUCACAUCCAAUCUCGACAAGCUUAAGACGGCGAUCUCAGAAGCUGGCACAAAAGUCAAAACACAGUUGGAGGCGAUUCAGAGAAACAUCGGCCGUAAAGAACACGGUGACAAAUCUGCGGCUACUAGGGGCACACUCCAAAAAAUCCACGACGACAUCGUCAACGUGCUUCGCGAUCAACUGGAACCUGUCAUCACAUCGGUCACUGAACUACAACGAUUCGCCCAAAACGAAAAGUAUAAAUGCAUCAGCAGUAUACACGGUUUCGUCGACAAGGAAGUCCAAGAAGCAACCAACAAGCUCAUCACCCAGGCCAACAAAAACUACGUGACGUCCGUCAAAGACAUGCUGCAGGCCUUCGCCGACAAGGUGCAGAGGGAACUAAAGCUCCUGCCCGGCGAGAUUGACACCGACAGGAAGCACGGCUUUAAGGGUUUCAUGCGGACGUUGCAGGGGAGGAUUAAUGGUAAUGAUACGUCGAAUGUGAAUAUGCAAUUACUUAAAGAAGUUGCAGACGAACUAUCCCGGCCACCACUGGAUAAUAAAGCAACGUUUCAAAAGUUGUCCAAGAAUUUCCAAAAGUUUUUCUGGCCGCUUAAGGCAUAUAUUAACGGUGAAAUUAAGAGACUACAUAACGAGGAAAAUAAAAAGAACCAAAAGACUCCAACUGAAGAGACGCUAUACACCUCGAUGCUUGGUGACAUCAAUGCCUCAUUUAAUGACUUACUUGAUCACCUCAAGGAAACAAAUAGGUACGAUAGUCAGGUACCUGAGAUGCUCGAUAAGUUGAGUGGCGCGAUCAGCAAAAUGAAACCGGAAGACUUCUCUAAGCCAAACACUCCGACAAUGGACAGUGUCACCGGAGGUUUGUCCCAGUUUGUAGACGAAUUGAGGAAGGUUUACAUAAGCGUGUAUGAUCAUCAGACGUUGAAAGGCGAGCUAAUUAAAGACUAUAAACAAGAAUCUAGUCUAAGGGGGGUAGUGGAGAAGUAUGACUUGACUGCGGAAGGAAGGGAUUUGUCAAAAGUCUUCCUCACCAUGAUCUCAAUCAUGUCUAACGAUGUUAGUGAAAUGCGAUCAAAAUGCGUCUAUUCAUGGAAAACGUUUAAACUUAACUUACAUGACAAAAAUAAUCCUCUCGGAUUGUGCUUUAAAGGGGUCGGUUACGCUGUAUCAGAUUCUGCCAGAAUGCAAAACGGUGAACUGCGUAAUGAAAUGAGUUGCCAAAGUAUUAAUGAGAAAUUAAAAGCAAUGGUCAACGGAAGUGAGAAGCUUAAACAAGUCAAACAUUGGCUGUCAUCUAACCACAAUCGUGAUAAUGGCGAUGAAAAAACUAUCAGCGCAAUUGACAUACUUGACUUCCUGUAUGAUUGCCUUGAAACGUAUUACCGUGUCUGCCACGUAACCAGUUCCUCAACCGGCAGACAUCCAUCGUCCGUCUACGAUAUGCUGCUUUGGCUGACUGGUCUCACGCAUAAUCGCGUGUACACAGAACUGACACUCAACGGCUUCGAAGAUCUAUUUGAAAAGCCGGACGAAGGUGCCGUUGAAGCUAAUACGGAAGACGGUAUAGCUGUUGGUGUUGAAAAAGAAGUAUCCCUGGCAGCCUAUCCUCACGAUAUCACGGCUCCAAGAUUAUCGGCCAGCCUUCGCGAUGUUUGUGUCUACUCGGAGACCAUACUAGUUGCCGUACUAGGCUAUGGUCACGCAGAAGGACGUUACGCUUGCGACUUCAACACCAACGCAGAUAAAUUUGCAUAUCCCGCCGAUAUGAUAACACUAGUAUGCUGCUUGUUUGAUAUCGUGACACGCGUUCACCAUCAACUUUAUUUCCUGUAUCGUCAAUGUUAUUCCAGUGAUCUCAGCGGCUGGGCCAACUGCUGGUAUGGUCGUGAUAUCGGUGGGUCUAACUGGAAGUGCAACAACAUCCAAUGCCCUGAGCAACGUGCUGACCAAAGUCAUAACCAAAGUUGUAACCAAAAGUGCAACCAAACAGUCAACUGCGGGCUUAAGUCGCCGCUUCAAUCGUUUUUAGAAGAUGGGUUGCAGGGUUUCCUACCGCAUCAUCUAAAAUUCGAGAAAGGUAAACUGCAAUGUUCAUUAAAAAAUCACUCCGGUGGUCCUUGUAAUACGCCCAUGGGAUUCGGAGAAAUUAGUCAAAUGGCGUCACACAGAUACACUGGUGAACAUAUAUUGAAUACGCUUCAUGAAUUCUGCGGUAGCAAAAUGUCGCCUCUAACAAAACUCUGCAGUCAACUCAAAUGCAUCCUCCCUAGUGCACCGAAAACUUUAGGUGACAUGUUCGCUUUCUAUUGCACUCUGCUUAAUGAGUGGGACAAGGCUGCCGGAACACGUCAGAUGCACAGGGAAGACGCAUUCCAUAAAGCUGUCAUGGAUUCUAACUUCGAGAAUCCCCAAACCGAAUUGGACAUCACUACCAUAUUCAAGCACAGGGACCAUGGCACGAAGCCCCCAAGCCAGAAGAGCUCGCAUAUUACGGGCGAUCUAUACGCACUUGUUGAUUGCCAUACCAAUUCAUCAUCUGUUUCAUCUCAUCCUUGCGGUCCAUACUUGAGGCCGAUUUGUCAAGAUAUGUGCGCUACUUUCACAAAAGAAAAUGCAGACAAAUAUCUGUCUUGGAUUGUCUACUGCACAGAGUCAUUCCUUGAUUUGCUAAAACAGCUGUACAAAGAAUGCGCUACUAACUGCAAUUCUACUGGCUCUAGGUGCCGUGUCAGUAAAUGUAGGAAUAAAUGUACAGCAACUGAGUUGCCGAUGUCUCCAGGUUCUGCUCAUGAUGAAUCAUGUGGAUCCAUAGUUGACUGCAAAUUCAUGCGUCCCACUUUCUACAAAUAUGGUUUCGUACUUGGAGAUUGCAAUAGUCUAUCUGCCAAGACAACCAAGCGCACGUGCAAAGAUUUGUGUAUGGUAUUGAAAAGCGUUACCAAUGAAAAAGAAGUAGAUGGGCAUCCGCUUGCCAAAUUGGUCCAUGUCACAAUACCCCAAUUCAUCUUCCAAAUUCGCGCCCCCUUCAUCUGGCUCAACGUAGCGCUCUGGCUCCUCUCUGUCCUGUACCUCAUCCACAUCAUGGUCAUCCGCCUCGACCUGCUCCACAUCAAAUCGCAUUUGCACUCACCCUCAUCACAUCGUAUCGCCGCUCAGUCACUACUUGCUGCUGCUCGCGUUAACAAGCUUAACAGGGUGUUUUAUCUGCAACCAUAA
This is a messenger RNA of Babesia bigemina, 5358 nucleotides long. RefSeq lists its product as hypothetical. The record is from RefSeq and is a predicted model, not a curated record. Lineage: Eukaryota; Apicomplexa; Aconoidasida; Piroplasmida; Babesiidae. The transcript has 2 exons. The coding region runs from base 1 to 5358 and encodes 1785 amino acids.